Messenger RNA from Ananas comosus (pineapple), 859 nucleotides. Its product is annotated as E3 ubiquitin-protein ligase ATL23-like. The transcript has a single exon. The coding region runs from base 228 to 791 and encodes 187 amino acids. Lineage: Eukaryota; Viridiplantae; Streptophyta; Magnoliopsida; Poales; Bromeliaceae. The record is from RefSeq and is a predicted model, not a curated record.
AUGGUUCGCUCCCACUGUCCCACAUCCCUUUCGCGCUCCGCUUCUUCUCCACCCCCAAACUACGCUCACUCACUCCACGCUCCCCCUCUCCAAGUAAUAGGGUUAGGGGUUUCCACCUAAUCGGGGCCUCGAGAAGAUGCGAUUUUUCCCAUGAAAGAGAAAAGGAAAAAAGAUUAAAAAGAAAAAAAUUCGAGGGAGGAAUCGCGAAUGCGAGGAUACCGGGAAUAAUGGUGAUGGCGAUCGUGCUCUCCGUGGCGCUCCUCCUGGUGGGGAUCGCGGCGCUGGUGGCCGUCCACGUGUGCCUCGUGGGUCGUCCGUUUCGCAGGGCGGGAGUAGGGUUCGAGACGAUGGGCGGCGUCGGCGGCGUAAGUGUAGUCGGCGCCAGGGGCUUGUCCCCUGCCGACUUAGAGAAGCUCCCCUGCUACUACUACUACUACUACGUCGACUCGGGAGGAGGGGCGGAGGAGGACGACGACGACGACGACGUCAAGGGGAGAUCGGACGGCGCCGGGGACUGCGCCGUGUGCCUGGAGAGCUUCCGGAUGGGCGACACGUGCCGGCUCCUCCCCGCGUGUCGCCACAGCUUCCACGCGCGCUGCGUCGACUCGUGGCUCGCGAAACGACCGAUCUGCCCCGUGUGCCGCCGCGUCGCCGCCGACGAUGGCGUUGGGGCAGGGGCAGGGGCAGGGGCAGGGUUGGGCGCGAGACACCACAAUUCGACCGCUGGGGUUUCGACGGCUCCUGAUCCAUCAUCACCCGCUUCGCACGUGAUCCCUCCGCCCCAGAUUUAGCACUCUUCUUUGUAAAAAUUUUGUAAAUUUGGACUUUAAAUCUGUAAGAUAAUAUAUUAUUUAAUGUG